Jaculus jaculus (lesser Egyptian jerboa) is the source of this 664-nucleotide messenger RNA. It is a transcript of the gene Mgst3, whose product is annotated as microsomal glutathione S-transferase 3. The record is from RefSeq and is a predicted model, not a curated record. The coding region runs from base 94 to 552 and encodes 152 amino acids. The transcript has 6 exons. Gene Ontology annotation, molecular function: glutathione transferase activity; glutathione peroxidase activity. Gene Ontology annotation, cellular component: nuclear envelope; endoplasmic reticulum; membrane. NCBI's taxonomy places the organism in Eukaryota, Metazoa, Chordata, Mammalia, Rodentia, Dipodidae.
GGCGGGGCCUGCUCCGGGAGAGCCCGAGCCGCACCCAAGGCAGUGCCGCAGAUCUUCGGUGUCGCGCGCGUGCAACGGAGAUCCAGAGCCAAGAUGGCCGUCCUCUCUAAGGAAUACGGUUUUGUGCUGCUGACGGGUGCUGCCAGCUUUGUGAUGGUGCUUCACCUAGCCAUCAACGUUAACAAGGCCCGCAAGAAGUACAAGGUGGAGUACCCUGUCAUGUACAGCACAGAUCCUGAAAACGGGCACAUCUUCAACUGCAUUCAGCGAGCCCACCAGAACACGUUGGAAGUGUACCCUCCCUUCUUAUUUUUUCUAGCUGUUGGAGGUGUUUACCACCCGCGCAUAGCUUCUGGCUUGGGCCUGGCCUGGAUCGUUGGCCGAGUUCUUUAUGCUUACGGCUACUACACAGGAGACCCUAGCAAGAGGUAUCGAGGAGCUGUGGGAUCUCUCGCUCUCUUUGCUCUGAUGGGCACAACUGUGUGCUCUGCUUUCCAGCAUCUUGGCUGGGUUAAAACUGGCCUGGGCAGUGGGUCCAAAUGCAGCCACUGAAAAAUUGUAGGGGUUUAAACUCUCAUUCAUUUUGAAUGACUUACCUUUAUUUCCUGUUACAUUUUUUUCUAAAUACAAUAAAAACUUAUCUGGCAUCAGCCUCAUACCUAAA